AUGGCUCUGAGCAGAGAGGUGUUCUAUUUUGGUUUUGCUUUGUUCUUUGUUGUAGCUGAACUGCCGUCAGGGUCCUGGGCAGGACUUGAGUAUUCCCAGUCAUUUCCAGGAGGGGAGUUUGCUGUGUGUGAGACAUGCAGGCUCGGCAGGGGGAAAUGCAGGAGGAUAUGCAUGGAUAGUGAGAAGAUUGCAGGCAAGUGCAAGCCGAACUUCUUCUGCUGUCGGGAGAGGAUCUGA
Messenger RNA from Apodemus sylvaticus (European woodmouse), 237 nucleotides. RefSeq names its product beta-defensin 12-like. The record is from RefSeq and is a predicted model, not a curated record. Lineage: Eukaryota; Metazoa; Chordata; Mammalia; Rodentia; Muridae. The transcript is spliced from 3 exons. Bases 1 to 237 code for a protein of 78 amino acids. Gene Ontology annotation, cellular component: extracellular region. Gene Ontology annotation, biological process: innate immune response.